AAACUUAGUUUCCAGAAUAAAGUGCAAUGGAGGGCAGUAACCAGGAAUGUUGAUUAAAAGACAAAUUAAGUUUAAUUAAACACACCAAACAUGUCGAGACUUCUUCUGAAUUUCCUUAUAUAAACAAAUAACGAUUAGCUUCAACUUAGUAUGGAAACCAAACCAGUUGUUACAUGUUAUGGAGAUUCUUCCCUAUUCUCUGGGUUACAAGCACACAUCAACCGAGGACUGCCCAAGGAAGCUACAGAAUGGAAAAGAUCCUAUGGGAGAUCAUCAAAGUUUGUGUGUCUUGAUGCCAGUUUUGUUCCCUAUGACGAAGAUAUUCUACCAACAGAAAAUGAUAAAUCACUUAUUAGCCGACCAUUCUUCCAUAUAUAUUGGACUGAAUGUGAUGUGGACAACUACAAGCAGUCAGUACGAGAAGAUAUAACUGAAUGGCAUACUGCAUUGAAGAGCAACAAUAUACCUGACUGGUUAAUAGUUGUUGUCGUCAGUGAUGAAAGUAAAGUAAAGGCUAAGCUUUUGCCUCGAUCAUCAGUUAUUGAUAGAGUGAAAAGUGAUUUCUGUGGAAAGCAGGUUGAUAGAUGCAUUGUUUUGACAGAACCUCACAAGGGUGACCAAAGGUGUAUGGAUUCCUGGAAUAACUUCUACCAACGUCUUCGGCAGUUAUUGCUACAAUCUUUCAACAGGCACCUAAGUAAAUAUGAAGAAAACAUGAGAUCUUUGAGGGAAAGACGGAAUGAACAGAAAUGGAGCUUCUCUGAGUAUUUUUUAGUUCAGGAAGAACUGGCUUUUAUGUUUGAAAUGCUUGGAGUCUAUGAUGACAGUCUUCUGCAAUAUGAUGAGUUAGAUGCUUUGUUUACACAAUUUUUGCUAAAUCAUGCCGCUGGAGAAACUGUGGAUUGGUUGACUCCAUUCAUUGAGCCAUGUACAAAAUGGGCUGGAAUAUCACUAAGUAAAGCUCUUAACUGGGACAAAAGAGAUUUAAUCAAAAUGAAUAAAGCUAGUCUUUUAGAAUUCCGCAAUUAUCUUUUUUCUCGACAAUGUGCUUUACUGUCUCUACUGAAUCGUCCAUGGGAAAUAGCAGAGAGAGCUGUUGCCUAUCUCCACAAUACUGUACAAGAAAUGAAAACUUUAGAGAUUGAAAUGCCAGAAGGUUCCCUUGCAUGUUGGGUGUUUCUUAGUUGUCUUGAGGUGCUACAUACCAGUGACAAACUCAACAAUUCUACUGAAAAACUUAAUAGCCAUUCCCUGUAUACUGCUAGUCUAUGGGAUUAUGCUCGAAAAAAAUUAAAAGAACUUGGUGUGUUGUGUGGUUUGAUGCCAGAGGUUUCAUCUAAUCCAACUUCUGAACAACUCAAUAAAGUGGUGGACCUUCUAUUUGGGAUGGGAAUCAAUGAGGAAGAAGCAUCUACUACAGGAUCUCCUCGACCUAUUGAUAGACUCCGUGAAGCUCUAUCAUCAAGGCAGUCCUUUCAGCGACACUACUUGGAUCUCUCUGAAUUGGCUAUGGGAACCUACAAACAUAUAGGUAGAAUGCGGUCUGCCAGGAUCAUAGGUCAGGAUGUUGCUGAAUUUUACAUGAAACAAGAAAGCCCCCAGAAAGCAGAAGGAUUUCUCUUGGAUGCCAUGAAAAUGUAUAAACAGGAAGGCUGGGAUAUUCUUAGUGAUAGUAUAGCAGUACUUCUUGCUCAAUGUCAGAAGAAACUCAGUAAUCCUCUUAAAUAUGCCAAAACUGCCUGCUACAUUGUGUGUAGUAAAAAUCUUUCACAUUCCGAACGUUGUUACUAUUUGGAUGAACUGAUCCAACUUAGCAGAAGUGAUGAUGGUAACCCACUCUGUAUUCAGACCAAUCCAGCAUUUUCCGUCGAUAACAUUGUCCUUAAUACUCCAGUCGCCACAUUCCAGGAUGAGAUGAGUAUAGAACUGGAAAUUUUCAGUAACUUGCCAAGAGAAGUGUUCAUCAGCCAGAUAUCUCUUGGUUUCUCACAUGAGGCCAGUGAAGGGAGUCAGAAGCGUAGUCUUUCCAGACAGCCUAGCUUAUAUGGAACUGUAGAUGAACCUGUAAUGAAUUUCCAAACUAUUAGACCUCAGUUGCCUUCCCAAAUCAAUGUUGUAUCAGCCACUGAUGUAAAACAAGAGAAAUUGCAAUCAAGCAGCAUUAUAUGUACUAAUACCAAUGAACUUUUGAAACGAGCUGAUAGUAUCCAAGGCUCUGUUUCUGAUUCAAUUUACAAACUGAACUACAAACUCAGUUUAACUGCCAAAGAUGUAUUAAUAAAACCUGGUGUUAAUCUAGUCACAGUAAAGAGUCAAGUUGAUAGCUGUAAACGAGGACUAUACAAGCUUGGUCAACUAUGUAUUGAAAUGGGUCACUUGGAAUUCAUUCGCCACAACAUGGCUAAUAACAUUUUUGUAGAAAUAGUCUGCCAACAGCCUUUCUUUGAAGUAAGCCCAAGUGCUAAGAUUGGUGAGCUGAUAUCUGGAAUAAAGCAAGAUGUGGAAUUAACUUUAAACACCUGUAGUAUUCCUGUAACUGAAGGUAGUAUUUUGAGUGUGAAUACAUCCUCAGGUCUAUCAGCAUUUUACAACGAUGAGAGUAUUGUGAAAAUUCCCCUAGGAGCUGUCUCAGUAAACAGUAGUGUCACAAUGAACUUACAACUCCAGCAUAUUCUUACCAAGGACUCUGCUGAAGCAACUUUAACAUUUGAAAGUUCAUUCUUGCACUAUCCCAUUAGCUGCCAUGUGACAUUCUAUCCACCUUUGCAGUUUUCUCAUAAAGUCUUCUCCUGUCAAGAGAGGAAAUAUAUACAGGUUGAAGUAAAAGGUAACCACGAAACUCCGUUUUCUUUAACCAAACCUCAUUUGAAGACUGUUGAUAACAAUGAUGUGGAUUUUACAUAUCUUGGACAUUUUGAUAAAUGGCAGGAAGUUCAUAAUGACCAGUCAAUAUGUUAUAUGUGGCAACUUCGAAGUAAUGCUGUCCCAGGACCAUCCUCUCUUGACCUUAUUUUCUCUGUUACCUACCGAUCAUCUAUGGAUGAAGACAGCUUAUGUAGAUUAUCUGUAUACAACAUCCAUUUAGACAAUAUACAGACACUGUAUAUGAUAACAUCUAAUAUAAUCCCUGGGAAUGAUAAUAAAACUUGUAAAGUUGGAAAUGUUUGUCAUUUAGACUUUAGUGUGAUCAACACUGACACUAGUAAUACAUCAUCAUCAGAAAGUCAAUUACUCUAUGAAGUUGUUGUUGACCACUUAAUGUGGGCAGUGUGUGGAAGAGUUACAGGGAUUGUGAGCUUAACUAAUUCAAAAUUUGAUACACAACUACAAAUUAUCCCACUAAUGGCAGGAUUUCUCCCUUUCCCUCUCAUUACUCUGGCUAAAUACAAACCCAAAACAGAUUCUUCAGAAGACAAUGAAAAGGAUCCAUCUUGCAACUUUUACAAAGAACAUUUUAAAAGUGAGCAGGUGUAUAACAGCAGCCUAGGCAAACAAAUACACAUAUAUUCUGAGCAAAGCAGUGGUAACUUAGAAACAAUGAUGGUUUACUGAAAACAUUGGUUCAUAAGCAAAGAGAGAAGUUCUAACCAAUUAAAACUAUUUUGUUCGAUGUAUAUCCUCCCACUCCUUUCCUAACAUGGAUUGCUAACGUUACAUAUGUAUUCUCCACUGCCUUCCUUGCUAACACAGACUGGCUGGAUCUACAACAUGCAUAUGCAGAAAUCCUCACAGUAACAAUUGAAUUUCCUUCCUUAUAAUUUGUCCACUGGCCAGUGGUUACUAAAUUCACUGAGUGGUCUUACUCAAAAGCACAAUAUAUGUCAGAAUACUACAUUUUCUAAAGUACAAAUUUAAACACUCUCAAAAAAAAAUUAAAAUAGACUCAAGGUAAAUUAGAUAAUCUCAAAGCAAUUUAAAAUGUUCUGAAAACAACUUAAAAUAAUUUCACUACAGAUAAAAUAGAUAUUUAGAUAAAACAUAAUAAAUGUCUAUGUUUUGAAGCAUUUGACUGAUUCAUUUCAAAUCUUGAUUAAUUUCAUUGUUUACUUAGGCCUAUAGUGCUGUUUAUACUUAUGGUGACAAAAGUCAGCCUCAAAGCAAUGAUAGCUUGUUUCAAAUUACAUGUUUUGGGUUUCACUCUUAGUGAAAUGCCAGUACAAGUACCAAUAGUUUAAAGCAGAGAAGCAAAUGGGAAUCACACAAAAAGACUAUACUUAAAACUCAUAUGUGUACUGUUUCCCACUGAAUGAAAAGAUCGGGAAUCCUUUGUUGCCACAUAGUAUUAAGAAGACAAUAGAGCAUAUAAUUGGGUAUAUAAAGAUGGUGCAGAUAUCCAUGACAAAGUCAAGAAAAUAAAGCAUGAACAUUUCAAGUCACUUGUUGAUUGGUCAAAUGAAUGCCCACAAUUAACAUUGAAAAAUCUUUGCAAAUAUUUACUUUCAAUGUUUGAAUAAACUGUGUCACAAUAAACUCUAGCAAGACAUCUUGAUAGAUCUCAUUGAAGCAAAUGCACAUUUGUAACUAGAAUGUUUUUUGUAUCUCCGAAAGAGAUGAUAUUCAUAAACAUACGAAAGAAAUUUUGAUAAUUGUUCAAGAAGUGUUGCCAGUUAAAAUUAAACAGUAAUUUAUUACUCAUUAGAUAACUGUAUAAGAUAUAUAGUUUGAUUGCAUUAUUUAAUUAGAAAAAGAGAUUUAAUUUGCUUUGAUAUUAUUUCAAUAUGCAUUGAGUUCAUUUUUAUGCUUUGAGGUAUUUUGAUUUUUACUUGAAAAAUAUAGAUUGUUUUCAAUGUUCAUGUAGAUGUUUUAAUCAUUUCAAACAAACAACAAUAUGCAAAUUAGCACAGCAUUAUGUGGCCAAAUAUAUUUAUUCUAUGUAGCUAUUGUCUAUUUACUUUCAGCAUUAGAAUUACACAAGCUGUGAUGAGGUUUUGAAGAAGUGUGCAAAGAGUUUGAUAUUCAUGUCGUACUGCCAAGAAGGUGCAGUGUAUUCCCUGAGUUUCAUUCCAUAGCAACAAACACAUCUAUAGGUUUUUGUUGUGUUACUGAAACAUA
Messenger RNA from Octopus sinensis (East Asian common octopus), 5052 nucleotides. RefSeq names its product trafficking protein particle complex subunit 10. Bases 151 to 3552 code for a protein of 1133 amino acids. Lineage: Eukaryota; Metazoa; Mollusca; Cephalopoda; Octopoda; Octopodidae. Gene Ontology annotation, biological process: intra-Golgi vesicle-mediated transport; early endosome to Golgi transport. The record is from RefSeq and is a predicted model, not a curated record. Gene Ontology annotation, cellular component: TRAPPII protein complex. The transcript is spliced from 22 exons.